UACUAGACUGUGUAUUGUAGAUAAAUGGGGAAAAUGGCGAAAGAAACAGAGACCGCUGAACGGUUCAAAACUUUGGGAAUAGAGGACCUAGAUGAAGAAUGGGUGAAUGUUGUAUGGACAAGCGACUUCACAGAGAAUCCAGAGCCUCCGCAGUCGGUCCAGGGUCUUUGGUCCAACCAUCGUGAUGUCCUGAGCUCUUUGGAAGAUGCCAUUGCCUGCUCUACAACGUGGGCCAGGGUAGACUUUGCCACGCUUCCACAAGGAUUUUGGAACGUCCUUUGUGAGAAUGGCAUUGUGCCCAGGGCUCUCCUGGCUGGAUUGCAUCACUUCAUGAAUAGGGUGGACAGCCUCCUUUCGUCGGCAGUAGAGAGAGAAGUUGCAAUAGCAGCUGCCCACUUGUACAUCCUCCUGCUAGAGAUACCAGGUAGCGGAGCCUACCGUGUGCAGCAGCCGAUGCUGUUUGAGGAAGCCCUGGACACCUUCAAACUCUGGCCCAAGACGGAGACCAACAAACGGAAGCGUCCUGAGCCGAGAGGACACCAGAGCUCCCAACAGCAAGCGGGAAAGAAGUCCAGACGGCUCGUCUCCAGUCAGACGGCGUCCCAGAAGACAGGCGAUGGUGGAGAUGAUGAGGAAGAGGAGGAGAUGGAGGAUGUGGUUUCCCUGACAACGCAAGAAGUGGAUCGCAUCCACAGGGCUAUCUACCACACUAUCAAGGAGGUUGUUUUCUUGCUGAGAAAUGUGCCUUUGAAGAGCUCAGAAGAGAUCAUCCAGCACGUCAUGCAACGCUUGACUGAAGUCAGUCGCGUCCCCACGGAGCAAGGCUGGGAUUGCCAGUUUGGGAACAAGAGUUCUUUUGAGAAUGUCCACAGCAUCAGUCACCUGGCCUACCUUGGUCUUGAGGCGUUGUGCUCCGGAUCUCACGGGGAAACCUCUCAUAUGCUACGACAGGUCUUCAAGCAUCUCCUUCCUAACAUCCUCAUGCUGAUAGGUGAGAAUCAAUCCGUUGCAUCAACAAGCAUACCAAAACACAUCCAACAGAUGAAGGAUCAUGCAGAAGCAUUUGCCAGCCAUAUGUACAAGGAGGUUGGGGAGAAAGCUCUGCCGUUCAUGCGUGUUCUUCUUCAGCACAUGUGUGUCAAGGUGCCGGACAAGGUGGAGUACCGCUCCCGAGUCUCGCACACCAUCGCGCGCAUCCUCACUGGAAUGCCGGCUGAAACAGAAGCGAGCUUCGUCAAGUGGCUCUUCCUGUACUCCAAGAAUGCAAAGAUCGGCUAUCGUGUCUUUGCCCUUGAGGUAGUAGGUGCCCUACUGGAGAGACCAGAGAGGCAUUCCACAGGUGAGGCUAAUCAGCAGCAGUUCUUAUCUCAUCGCUUCUUGCUGGACAUCAUGGUCUCCCGCUGCUCCGACAAGGCUCCUACGGUGCGAGCCAAGGCCCUGAGCUGUCUUGCCCAGUUUACUGCCCUCGCUGGUAACCAGACGUCCAACCCCCUCUCAGAUAUUCUAGCUGCCCCUACGGCCAAGACAGGGGCUACUCCUGUACUGGUCCUAGAGCAUGUGAUCAAGGAAGCAACCGCUCAGUCCACCAAAGAUAAUCCCCCCGCAGAGCAAGCUGGGAUUGAAGCAAUGGAUUGUGGUCCGACAGCAAAGGAAGAGGGAUUGUCCCAAUCUAAAGAGGUUUCCAUAGAGGAGGAGCAAGCAGAGAAUAAACGUCCCUCUGAGCUUAAGAAGGGUGCCACCCCCGGGAACUUAUUGGGAGGUUCCCCUGCUCUGCUGUUUGGAGAUGAGAGUGCAGUAGGUUUUGUUGGUAGUAGUGGGCUGCUCAACUGCUUGAAGGAACGGAUCUGUGACGAUAAAGUUGGAGUCCGCAAGGCAGCUUUGCAGGCUCUUGAGAACAUCUUCAAGCUCCAGUGCAUGAACUUUGACCUCCAGCUGCUGGAGAUACUCCGGGAGCGCUGCCGUGAUACCGCCCUCUCUGUCCGCAAGCAGGCGCUAGACUCUCUCACCAGCCUCCUCAAGGAAAGCACAACUGACGAAAGGGUCCAAAGAGUGUGGCUGCAAGGGAUUCUGCCUGCGGUAUCCGACCGAGAAUCAUCGGUCUCUGAGAAAUGCCUCCAGCUCCUACAAGAUCUCGUCUUGGACGGUGUGUGCAGGAAAGGAGUUACAGAGACAAAGAAACAGCUGGCGUGGAGUCUACUAUGCCGGCUCAUGGAACCUGACCUGUGCGACCUCAGGGUGUAUUUCCAGCGAGUGUGUCAGCUAUGGUCCAGGCAGAAGUUACUCACCCCGGCCCUAGUGAGAGGUCUAGCAGAGCACACACAGGGAGAUAACGCUGUGGCUGCCUGGAUGUUCCUCGCCCAAGUAUCUCACUUCUGCCCCCACCUGGACAAGACCCUGGUCCUUGCGACCUGGCAUGACCUGACCUCUGACCUCACCAACAGGUCGGUGAAUUGUACAGGUCAAGGGUCAUCAAACUCUGAGAUCUUGACCAGUGUUCUAUCGGUCAUCGGGGGUUUAGCGAGUCACCUGACGGAGAAAGAGAGGAAAGAUCUGGUGCAGGAGAUUGUCAAGCGUCUUGUGGCGGUGAUGGACACACCUAAUAUCAUGGGAGCGAUGGUUGAAACUCUGUAUAAGUUGUGCCGUGCCUGUGUUGGUGAGAACGAGACCACCAACCCACUCUUGGACCAAGCCUGCAACAAGAUCCUGCAAGCCUGCGACUCCUACCUCUCACAGAUCCUCCUCACUGAGGAUGCGCCCAAGCCGGACGACGCGACGGAGGAGAUGCUCAUUGCCCGCAUCUUCCUGCUGGGCGAGAUAGCCCAGCUCUGCCCCUACAGGAUGCCACGGAGGGUCUUCACGCUAGUCCAGUCCCUACUCGCAGGACCAGGAGCUAUUUCGGAAGGCUCCGAACACCCCAGCUCUCAGGGUCUGACCCAGUUCUCCCAGCAGCCGCUCUCCCAGUUCCGCACCACCGGCUCGCCCGUGUCCAUGGCCGUGCGAGCCCACGGGUUCGUGACCCUGGGGAAGCUCUGCCUCCAUCACGAGGGCCUCGCCAAGCAGUGCAUCGCCGCCCUCGCUCGGGAGCUGGAGAUCGCAGAAGACGCAGCCGUGAGGAACAACGUGGCCCUGGUCAUGUGUGAUCUUUGUAUCAGGUACCCUAAUCUGGUCGAUCGCUACGUGCCUAACCUAGCCGCAUGCCUGAGAGACAAGGAUAAGCUAGUCAGGAAACAGACGCUCACUCAGCUCACCCAGCUAGUUCUGGAGGACUAUGUCAAGUGGAGAGGACCGCUUUUCUACCGUUUUGUGUCUGUCAUCGUGGAUGAGGUGGACACUGUUAGAGACUUUGCUGAGUAUUGUUUGGUUGAGCUCCUUCUCAAGCGCCAUCCUGGUAUGCUGGUGCAGCAGUUCGUUGAGAGCAUUUUCCAUUUCAACAAUUAUCAAAAGCAUGCAGUCUUCAAUCAGUUCACCCAGUCGGAACGAGAGAGGGAGCUCUUCAGUCUCGAAGGGCGUGAGAACUCGGACAAGAGGAUGACCAUCUUCAAGUUCAUGCUCAAACACAUGACUGACGAACAUCGCUUCAAACUCACCGCCAAACUUGUACAGGAGGUUCUUGGAGCGUUUGUGGAUGGAGCCAUUCCGCUUGACAGUGAGUCCAGCAGCGUCCUUCAAGAUACACUCCAGAUUCUCUGCUGUAAGGAGAUGAAGCUUGCCUCUCUGCACUCCAAGCAAGCUAACCCAGACGACCUCGUGGAGGAGAUGCAGAUGGCUGAAGCUGUCAUGGCCCAGGCAAAGACCAAGCUCAUAUCACAGGUGGUCAAGAAGAACGUCAUCGAGAACAUCAUCCCCGUCAUCAUCGCUCUCAAGCACAUGUUGGAGGCGAAGCAUUCUCCGUUGCUAGGCGACCUGAUGCUCUAUUUGAAAGAACUGAUGAAGGAGUAUCGCAAUGAAAUCAAAGACAUCCUGUCCGCCGAUCGUCAGCUCGCCUCAGAGAUUGAGUUUGACCUGCGUAAGUUUGAUGAGCAGCAAGCAGAAGCAUCCAAGCAGGCCGUGCAGGAGAAAGAUCAGGAUAAUACACCAGGCAAGGGAGCAGCGGCAGCGGCGCCCAUGGCUGACGGGGUGCAGAAACCUCCCACUCCAGGACUACCCAAGACACCACAGCUGCUCUCACCAAAAGCAGUCGCAGGUCGUUCACCCCGAGUCAUGAGACAGAGCCCGAAGACGCCUAACGCCAAGGUUGCUCCUACCAAAGAGAGACUCCUUGCUGCGCAGGCCAUCGUCAACUCCGCCCGUCGAGCCUUCGCGACCGCCAGGCGUGCCAACACCCCCAGUAGCAACACCCCAGGUACCAACGCAAGCCCAAGGGUGCAAGGCAACACCCCUCCGCCACCCCAGCCCCAACCUGAAGAGGAGAUAGAGGGGGCAGUGGAAAAGGGCGGGGCAAUUACUGGUAUCGAGGAGAGGGUUCGAAGGGUUCGUGUCAGCGAGGACAUCACCCCCGAAGCUGGCCUGCGAUCACCAUUGAGGGAAUCCUAUGAGCAGAAUACCUCAAAGGAAAGUGUCUCAGACCUCCAGCGAGCCAUCAGCACGCCCGAUAAAACCAUCGCUAACAUCACCUUCCAGGCUGCCAUGGACAUGAGCAUUAUACCCCUGUCCUCUCCCAUCCCGACCUCCCUACCUAUCAGGGUCUACAGCGAACACCAACCUGCCAAAGGUACAAAGAGUUGGGCUCCGCAGCUGGACUCUCACGAGGAGGUCAAGGUCAAGCAAGAGAAUCUCGUCCUAAUGUUCUCCCCCGAACAACCAGCUCCCAAGCCCAGACUCUGGAACAUCACCUCCCCUCGGGCUGGCCAGAAGCAGGGUAGUCGUCGACCACCACCGGCAGACUCCCAACCAUCAUCGACCUCCUCCGACAAGACGGAACCGGCGGGAAGACGAAGCAGAAGACGAGGCCCGUCCGAGAACGUACCCGAGCCGGAGAGACGACGGAGCGGCCGAACUACAAAAGCUCGCUGAAACAUUGAUAAAGUUUGACUGUAUGAUUGCUUCCUAUUAUUGUGGCUUGUUUUUUUUAUACAAAAAUGUACUCUUUUGACCACAUAGUCAAUAUUACCUUAAAGGUAAUACAAAAUUUGGGGAAAUUUUGAAAAUUGGCUGGAUUGGAUAUAUUAUAAGCACUAAAA
Messenger RNA from Strongylocentrotus purpuratus (purple sea urchin), 5180 nucleotides. Its product is annotated as condensin-2 complex subunit D3. The transcript is spliced from 32 exons. The record is from RefSeq and is a predicted model, not a curated record. Gene Ontology annotation, cellular component: condensed chromosome, centromeric region. NCBI's taxonomy places the organism in Eukaryota, Metazoa, Echinodermata, Echinoidea, Camarodonta, Strongylocentrotidae. The coding region runs from base 25 to 5013 and encodes 1662 amino acids. Gene Ontology annotation, molecular function: histone binding. Gene Ontology annotation, biological process: mitotic chromosome condensation; meiotic chromosome condensation.